Molecule: messenger RNA, 2608 nt
Organism: Paramacrobiotus metropolitanus
Lineage: Eukaryota; Metazoa; Tardigrada; Eutardigrada; Parachela; Macrobiotidae
Exons: 11
Coding region: 312-2162 (616 amino acids)
Biological process (GO): protein sumoylation
Molecular function (GO): SUMO ligase activity; zinc ion binding
Source: RefSeq, a predicted model, not a curated record
GCGGCUUGAUUCCUUGCAGCCUUGAAUUUUUUGGAAUUCUAUCUUCCUUUGGAUUUAUAAUUGUUUCUGUUGCUGGUUUCUGUAUCAAAAUUAUUCUUUCGUUCAGUAGUCUUUCGUAAAUCAGUAAGCCGUAUCGUCUUCUCUUGUAACUAUUGUUUUGGACAGUUUGGCCGUGAUUGGGCUGCCGUGUCUGACAUUUUAAUUUUUAACCAGGUGCUGAAGUACCAGUGGCAGUUACAAUACCUGUUACUGCUCGCAAAUAUAAAUAUUUUUGAGGUAAAAUUUUCGAAAACUGGUGCUAGAAAUUAGACAUGACUUCGAAACGCGGUCGUGCAGCUUUGGAGUCCUCUUCGGAAGAGUCUGACUCGUCGUCCGAAUCCGAAACAUCAUGCAACGGAGAGUUGUCAUCCUCUUCCAGUUCAGCUAACAAUGGCUCGAAUUCAGCAUCAUCUACCCCGUGCUCUAACAGGUCGUCUAAUUCGGGUAGCCCUUCAUCUCCCAAGCACCCACAGGCUUCGUCUUCGAAAACUGGAACUGCGAAUAUUGCAGUGCGUCUGCGUGAUGUUAUACUGGGCGAAAUGGCUUAUGGAAUGUUUCGCGAUGGUGAAAUGAGCGAAUGGCGGAAAUGCCAAAUAGUCAGUGGCUCCAAUCCGCGCUGCAUCGGACGCUCAGCUUCUUACUUGGUGCAAUUUUCUGGCCCGUCAAAGCUGCGUAGAUGGAUUUCGAAUACACUGCUGUUACCUUACACAAAAGCAACUCAAGAUCGUGUGGAAAAGUACAAUGCGUUGCAACGAACAAAAAGACUUGGUGCUGUUGGUGGGAUUGUUGAUGAUGAAGAGAGCAAUUCUGAAUGGACUUCGAGCUCCGGUGAGUCGGACGAGGAGGUAUUACCGGCUCGUCAGCCUGCCGUAUCCAAGACGAAUGCUCGCAAGAACGUAGACGGGAAGCUGCCUCCGAUUCGAAUUCCGAAGCCGGUGGAAGCCAGGGCUACCAGGCAGAAAGGCGCUCAAAAUGCAGAUACGGUACACUCUGAUACGAACAAGCCCCAGAAGUCUGCACGCUCUUCUGUGACUGCGAAUAAGCGCCAAAAAGAAAAUGUCCCUGUUAAAAAUUCAGUUUGCAAGGAUUCGCAAGCCAAAGAGCGGCGGUUUUUGUUUGUGCCGGUACCGGAUGGCAGCUCACCGGGGGUUGAUCAAAUUUUGGUGAAAGACUUCAGUGCUCGCGAUGUGCAGCUGUCUGUCAUGCAUGAAAAUGCCGUCAAGACUAUUGUUUUUGUCGCUGGGCUACGAAAGAUUAGUGUUCCCACAUAUGGUCUGGACAACGACGGUAAUGUUACUCUCCGAACUUGCCGCGUAUCCUUUCCGUAUGCUGCAGCGCAAGUGUCGGAGGGCGUGUCGGGCACCUACUUAAUUGUCAGUGUCUGCAAGAAGCCUUCCAUUCUCCCGGCUGCAGAGUACCAUCCAAAAUGCUUUCGCGCGUUCCUGAACGACAAGAUGUUGCAUGUGAUGAUUCCAGACGGCAAAUCGCCGUAUCCCCACGUUCCAUUAGAAGUCCCUCUCUCCGCACUAAAAACGGAAAACACGUUGAUAAUUUCAUGGACAGAAAGCAAUGUGGAAGAUGUUGCAAUGGAUUACUGCCUGCAUGUUUAUCUGGCAAAGCGGAAAGCUGUUUCUACCAUAGUAGCCAAGAUAAAAACGAAUGUGUUAUCAGUAGCCCAUAGCCUAGCUCAAGAAAGUAUUCGUGGAAGCUCGCGGGAAGAAGAAGAUUCAGACGAAGACGUUACUUCGGGAAUACGCACUUUGAAACUUAGCUGUCCGAUAUCUAAGCAGAGGAUUGUAGUGCCUGUUCGUGGUUUGGGUUGUCGGCAUUUGGAAUGUUUCGAUGCUGCCAGCUAUCUGUCCUUAAAUGUUGGACCAAAGGCCAGAUUUUUGUGUCCUUUAUGUGCUAAAAUCGUACUCCCGCGUGAUCUUGUGGUUGAUGAAUUUUUUGAUGCAAUUCUUUCGUUCACUGAGAAAGAGCGCGUUGAGUUGGUUGGGGAUCGGAAGGGAAUAACAAUCCGCGAGCAGAUUCUGAAGUCAACUAUCGUGGACCUCACAAAAGAUGCAACCGGUUUCAUAACAAUCGAUGAGCGCAUGGAUGGAACGGUAAUUGUUAUUGACUAACGGAAUUCGGGAAGCUUCACCCCGUCGCCUGUUCUUACAAAUUUAAGGCGGAAUAAAUGGCCAUAACCUUAUGCUUGCUUUUGCAAUCUCGAAUGCCUAUGAUCUGUUGUGGUGGAUCUUCUACUUUCAGAAAAUAUAACAGCGUAAAGCAAAGUGCAGAUAGUCGUGUAUAGUUUUACCGUUUUCGCUUUUAUCUUUACAGUUUGAUAUUCUAAUAUACAUCUGCAGUAUAUGCGCAGAAGGUUUUGUCUUCCGCGAAAUCGUGCAGCAGUUUUUUUAUAAUAUUUAACCGACGUUCGGCAUAGUAAUUAAUUUUAUUCGGUUUAGCUUGGAUUUAGUGGAGUUUAAACCGAAUUUUGACAGUGCAUGCUUUCGGUUUUUAUAUGAAUCGUGGCGAACGAGUUGUACUCGUAUAUACGAAGGUCGGAAGGUUAAAUAAAAGUGAG